Molecule: messenger RNA, 363 nt
Organism: Ogataea philodendri
Lineage: Eukaryota; Fungi; Ascomycota; Pichiomycetes; Pichiales; Pichiaceae
Exons: 1
Coding region: 1-363 (120 amino acids)
Source: RefSeq, a predicted model, not a curated record
AUGAUGUCUCUGAAUUCUUGCGAAUUGGAUGCCUCACGGGUCGCCUCUGUGGCGACCACCUUGACGGCGUUCUCAGGCACACCAAAGUCCUCACAUAUCCAUUUGAACCGCUUCAUGGCCUGGAUAAUCUCCCUAAUAGCGUCGUCGGGAAUCGGUUUUUUGACGUUCGAGUUUGCGGAAUCCGGCAGCUGGACGUCAAACAGCGAGAUGCCCAGUCUAUCCUUGAAAACACAGGGCAUAAUUCGAGCGUGGUGGGGGGCCUCGGAAGAAAUCGAAAACCGGAUUCCAUUCGACCCAAUAUCCACAAUCGCCGUGAGUGCCCGGCCAACCACUGACGCCUCGUUCUCGUCGUCCAGAAGAUGA